This is a messenger RNA of Hyalella azteca, 415 nucleotides long. RefSeq lists its product as uncharacterized. The transcript has 4 exons. The record is from RefSeq and is a predicted model, not a curated record. Lineage: Eukaryota; Metazoa; Arthropoda; Malacostraca; Amphipoda; Hyalellidae. The annotation marks the transcript as partial.
CGGUGCCUGCGGCAGCUCAGUCAAAGCCUGCCAGUCGUGUUGUAUAAGGACACCGAGAUGGCUGCUCUUGCUCUCCAAUGUGUUUUUGUAUUAUGUUUUCUGAAUGGAGUGAUAGCGAAGGAUUGGAGCUAUCACACUAAGGACUCGUGGCCGAUGGAGUUUCCCCUGCACUGCGCUGGGCGACAACAAUCGCCCAUCAGCAUCAUUACGCGGGAAACCACCAUGGCCUGGUGGACCAUCUUCACGCCCUUCAAAUUUACAGACUACCUGACGGUACCCACAUCCAUGACUGCAGUUAACAACCACCACACGCUGUCAGUGACAGCUGCAUACAAAACUAAGCCUCGCAUUAGGGGCGGUGGACUCUCAGGCAGCUACGAGUUCUUGAACAAUGUGGUUGCAGAUGGCCGGUUGU